Messenger RNA from Vespa crabro (European hornet), 3291 nucleotides. Its product is annotated as probable cytochrome P450 4aa1. The transcript is spliced from 6 exons. Gene Ontology annotation, molecular function: monooxygenase activity; heme binding; oxidoreductase activity, acting on paired donors, with incorporation or reduction of molecular oxygen. The coding region runs from base 1697 to 3226 and encodes 509 amino acids. The record is from RefSeq and is a predicted model, not a curated record. NCBI's taxonomy places the organism in Eukaryota, Metazoa, Arthropoda, Insecta, Hymenoptera, Vespidae.
CAUAUAAAUAAUCAUUUAUAAUAAGUUUACGUAACAUUUUUUAUUUCAGCAUGUUAUAUAGAUCAUUUAUAUUAACAAAGACGCUUCUUUACUUAAUAUGUACGAAAAUAUCGACACAUAAUCUUAUUAUAUAUAUAUUGAUUGAAUCUACGUGCCACCUUUAACGAAACUAAUAGGAAAUACUUUCGCUGUCUUGCAUGCCAAUGAACACCAAGAAAACGUGCCUUGAAUUAAAAUUGUCAUACAUGAAUACAAUAAUAACCCCACCCCUUCAAGAUCCUUGAAGUGUUUCUAUCUAUAUAUACUAAUAGAACGCAAUCAAAAAAAAGGUUUAGUCGAUCUGGUGCCUUAUUUGAGAAUAGAGUGUUACUUCGUAUAAACCAAUAUUUUAUUUAGCCGUUCAUACAACGGACGUGAAGUCUUCAAAGCUUGAUUAGUCGAUUUUUAAAACCGAUCUAUGAUACAAAGGAAAAUCAAAAAGAAACUCCAAAGGAAGAUAAAGGAAGAAUCCAUAAAUAAGAUAAACAUUUAUUUGUUACUUCUUUUCUUUGAAUUUCAAUUUUUUGUUUCGAAUAAAUACAUUCUAAUAAGUUUCAGCAUCGUCAAAUCAACGUGCACUCGUUCUUACGGUAGGAUAUUUUAUUUGUGCAUCAAUAGCACGGAGCCCAUGUACUUAAGGUUUGACGAAACAAUUAAUGUAAAUAUUUGGUAUAUAUAAAUUAUUUAUAAAACGAAGCCUAAUAUAUGUUCCGAAACAAAAAUAAUAAGAUCAUAAAUCUUUUCUUUUGCAUAAAUUUUGGAAUUAUACAUAAUAAUAUACAAGGAACAAUCGAUUUAUGAAUCUAGAAACGAUUUGACGAUUCUCUUAUUUUUCUCUUGGAUAUUUAUCAAUUCUUUCGAAGAGAUCAUAAACAAUACGAAUUAUUGCCAAUGUAUGUGGUCUAUCAACGACUGAGUCAGAUUUUUACAAGUCGAAUGUAGUUUAUCAGGAGAUACAUCACGCGAAAGCAAACUCCAUAAUGUUACCAUCCGAUUUGUGGAUCUGUCUCGCUUGUAUCGAUCUUCCCUCGCGUAAUAAUAUAUGUCUUAAGAAACUAUAUUUAACUUAUAAAAAUUUCACAUAGCCUCGGUGCAGCAUAGUCACUAUUAUAUAAUUGAUAGUGUUUAUUAUUUCUUCAAACUAAAUGAUAAAUUCCUAAGAGAAAAAGGAGAAAUCGUUUCCGUAGUACCAUAAAUCGAAUAAUGAUACUUCUCAUUGUUGAGUUUUCCAACGUUACAUCAAAGAAAAGAAAUAAUCUUAAUACUCUUCUUUAUCGAAACAUAGAUUGCGCUUUACCUUAUAAAUAAUUUGAAACUAGUAAAUACUUACUAAACACUUUGUUGAAACGCAUGUAGACUCUCGUAUCGCCGAUGCACAACGAAUAUAAAACAUUCUGUCGUAAGAGAGAAUAUAUGCGUUAGUCUGACGAUGAUGAAACUUAUCAAGGUUCAUUCUUGAAAAAAAAAGUUAUAGAUAUUUUAUUAUGGAAUAUGAAUUUUUAAAUAGAUAUCUACUUGAUAAUAAAUCUCUGGUUGCCUUUAGAAUCGUUUAGAAUUAUAGAAAAUAUUCAAGUAAUCUUAUCUAGUUUUAAUAAAGGACCAAAUAAAAAAAUGCCUUUCAUUCCAGCACUCACUCCAGCGCUCGUGGAAAAACGCCAUGCCCUUAAGUAAUACACAGAUCUGGGAACUAACAACAUCUAACUCAUGGAUCUAUGUCGUUGCGUUGAUCUUCCUUUACGUUAUAUAUAUUCUGAGAAACUACAUUCGACUCGUUAAAAUCACACUUAGUCUCGAUGGACCACCGGCAUUGCCGCUGAUUGGUAAUAUCCAUUAUUACUUUAAACCAAAUGUUAUGAAUGAAAUGAAAAAAUAUUCCACGUAUAAUAUAAUCAGACUUUGGGUGACUUUUAUACCAUAUCUAGCGAUCAUUCAACCUGAAGACAUUCAAAUAAUACUCAGUAGCUCGAAACACACACGUAAGCCUUUUGUUUAUUCUCUAUUUAGGAAUGUCAUUGGAAAAGGUUUAACAAUAAACGACGGUGAAGCCUCUAAAAUGCAUCGGAAUAUCAUUCAAAAGGCUUUCAACGUUCAUGGACUCGAAAAGUUCGCUGAAAUCUUUGUGGAGCACGCCGAAUAUUUGACAUCAGUAUUACGCGAUAUUGUUAAUCAGGACAUGAAUAUUACUAAAUUAAUCAAUGACGUCAUCUAUAAUAUACAGGCAGAAACUGUCCUAGGCUUAAAAUUGAUUAAAGAGAACAAAAAGAAUAAUGAAACGUGCGAACUGCCUUUCAAAGUGAACGAAAUGUUCGCAUCUUAUCGUUUUAAGAGACCGUGGCUAUUAUUCGAGUCAUUAUAUAAAUUGACUAAGAAGUCGCAAAUUGAUAAGCAACAAUUAGACAAUAAUAUUGCCUAUUGUUACGAUAUUAUUAAAAAGAUAGAAAAAUCUAAGCGUCUAAAUUCUUACGAUAUGACAAACGAUGAAACGCAAACGGAAAACGGAAGGAUGUCUCUGUUGGAGUUCAUGGUCAACAUGAAACAAAAGUAUUCGUAUUUCAAUGACGAAGCCAUCUUAAACGAAUGCAGUACAUUUAUGCUGGCUGGUUUGGAAUCCGUCAGCACGGCAACGGCAUGCAUGCUCUUUCUAUUGGCAAAUCAUUCCGAAUGCCAGAAAAAAUGUGUUGACGAGUUGGAUGAAAUUUACAACAAUAACGCUACUUUAACGUCGUUUAAGUCUUUGAAAGAGAUGAAAUAUUUGGAGAUGUGUAUAAAAGAGACGCUCAGACUUUAUCCCGUCAUACCGGUAAUAGCCAGAUGCCUCACUGAAGAUAUAAAAAUUGGUGGUCGAAUAAUACCGACUGGUACUUCCGUUUUGAUCUCACCUUAUCUUACGCAUCGAAUCCCACGAUAUUAUUUAGAUCCGGAAUCCUUUAAACCAGAACGUUUUGAUCCACAAAACUCUACUGAAAAAUUGCAUCCAUAUGCUUAUAUUCCUUUUAGCGCUGGUCCUAAGAAUUGUAUCGGAUACAAAUUUGCGAUAUUAGAAAUGAAAGUACUCGUUAGUUCAAUUCUUCGAAAUUUUGUAUUGGAACCCAUUGCGAACAAAAAUAAGAUAUAUGUCAAAUAUAGAAUGACUUUACGAGCGCAAGGUGGUCUGUGGAUCAAAUUCAGAUUACGAAAGACAAUGUAAUAUAAAAAAAUGAUUAUGAAGGAAAACAUACUGACAAUGUAUAAUUAAUAAAUAAUUAUUCAUUA